Crotalus tigris (Tiger rattlesnake) is the source of this 6144-nucleotide messenger RNA. It is a transcript of the gene RCOR1, whose product is annotated as REST corepressor 1. NCBI's taxonomy places the organism in Eukaryota, Metazoa, Chordata, Lepidosauria, Squamata, Viperidae. The coding region runs from base 1116 to 2276 and encodes 386 amino acids. The record is from RefSeq and is a predicted model, not a curated record. Gene Ontology annotation, cellular component: transcription regulator complex; histone deacetylase complex. Gene Ontology annotation, molecular function: transcription corepressor activity. The transcript is spliced from 12 exons. Gene Ontology annotation, biological process: regulation of transcription by RNA polymerase II; negative regulation of DNA-templated transcription.
UGCUUCUUGUCCUGCCCUCAGGCGCUUUGGAGAAUAGCUUGACUCCCUCUUCGUACUUGUUUUUCUUUUCUUAUCAAGCCAAAACGUAAUUUUCUUUCUCUUCUUUCUGCUUUUGAUCAGAAGAUGUAAAACUAACACUAUUUCCAUGGGAUUCUGCUUAUCAUGAUUAAUAGAGUUGUUAUUUGGAGAGUGUCCAAAAGGAAAAGAGGGGAAAAUCUAUAUUUCUAUAGAAGUUGUUGAAUUACAACUUUCAUAAUCCCUGACUAGUGAUCAGGCUAAUUGCAACUUGUAGGAGUUGAAACCCAAAUAUUCUACAGACCUACAGGUUUGGAGCCUGAUUAUACAGGAAUCUGUAUUUAAACAAUAAUAUCCUAAAAGGUAUAAUUAUCUGUGCCAAAAGAUUUACAGUCUAAAUGUUGGAAGCAGGUUUUGCAGCCUUAUGUAACCUGCUAAGAGCUCACAAGAAUGAGCAUUGUACUAGAGUUUCUCUGGAGGAGGGUGACAUACAAAUGAAUCCAUCAGGGGAAAAAAAUCCUGCCUCUCAUAGAUGGCAACAUAUCUGGUGAUAAAAGUAGUAUCAUGAGGGUCUCUGGAGAUCAGGAGGUUUCCUUUGAGUAUCCAUGUUCAUGGAGAUGGAACUAGGAAAUUGUCUAAUAAGGCAGUUCCACAAGGUUUCUUACAGAGUGCUGACUUUUUGUUUUUAAUGGAUAACCUUUCAUAAGACUAGAUGUCAUCUUAAUAUAGCUUGUUACCAAUGUUGCAUUAGAUAUGUAUUAGUGAAAACAGACUGAGCUGACUGGAACACUCUAAGCCUAAGGCCUGGCAUAAAUAUAGAAACAUCAGCUAGGCAGAAAAGGCAGCUGUAAUCCAUAACCCAAGAUGUAAAUGGAGAAGCCAGCAAGCACGCUCAGCUGCUAUUUAUUACAAGAUAGUCCAUGUGUAUCCUAUUUACUUAUCGUAUUGUAUUAUACUCUUUCCUGAUGUCCAGGAAAACAUGCAAUGCCAUCCUGUCCAACAAAUUUCCAGACUCCUCUUAACUUCUGCUGCCAUCUCCUUUCUCAAGACUGAUAUUGUCUCAGAGCUCAGAAAUUGACCCUGGAGCAGUACAAGAGAAGAUGAUAAUAUUUCUGAGAAACCAGAGGAGCAAGAGAAGAACAGCUAAACUUACCAAGCGAUCUCAGGAGAGAGAGAAUCUCGGUAUGCUGGUCUGGUCACCCAAUCAGAAUAUUUCAGAAGCAAAAUUGGAUGAAUACAUUGCUAUUGCAAAAGAAAAACAUGGGUACAACAUGGAACAGGCCCUUGGGAUGCUGUUUUGGCACAAACAUAACAUCGAGAAAUCUCUGGCAGAUUUACCCAAUUUCACCCCCUUCCCAGAUGAAUGGACGGUUGAAGACAAAGUAUUGUUUGAACAAGCUUUCAGCUUCCAUGGGAAAACUUUUCAUCGAAUUCAGCAAAUGCUUCCUGACAAAUCAAUAGCAAGUUUGGUAAAGUUUUACUACUCCUGGAAAAAGACAAGAACCAAAACAAGUGUCAUGGAUCGUCAUGCACGAAAGCAAAAAAGAGAAAGGGAAGAAAGUGAGGAUGAAAUGGAAGAAGCAAAUGGAAAUAACCCUAUUGACAUUGAGGCUGAACAAAACAAGGAGACCAAAAAAGAGAUCUCUCCUUUGCAGAUUCCUCCCGUGGAAACAAUUCCUCAGGUAAAGAAAGAAAAGCACAGUACCCAGGCUGCUAAGAACAGGGCCAAGAGGAAACCUCCCAAAGGAAUGUUUCUCUCUCAGGAAGACGUGGAAGCUGUGUCUGCCAACGCAACCGCUGCCACCACUUUGCUCAGGCAACUGGAUAUGGAGCUCGUCUCCAUCAAGCGACAGAUUCAAAAUAUCAAACAAACAAACAGCUCUCUGAAAGAGAAACUUGAAGGGGGAAUAGAGCAAUAUAGGUUAUCAGAGGUAACAUUGAAAUUUAAUGCACGCUGGACCACAGAUGAACAGCUUCUUGCAGUACAAGCAAUCAGGAAAUAUGGUCGUGAUUUUCAAGCAAUCUCUGAUGUAAUUGGAAACAAGUCUGUGGUGCAAGUGAAAAACUUUUUCGUAAAUUAUCGGCGGCGUUUUAACAUAGACGAAGUCCUACAGGAGUGGGAAGCUGAGCAUGGGAAGGCCGAGACAAAUGGAACCAGUACACAGAAACCCGUCAAAUCUCCGGAUAAUACUAUUAAAGUAUCUGAAGAAGAAGAUGAGGCUACUUCGGUUUUGGAUGUCAGAUAUUCAUCCACUUCAUGAAAAACACAAGUAGCUUAGAACAAGAUUAUGUUUGACUACUAUGUUAUCUGAAAUAUCAGGUAUUAGCAAAACUUCAGACAGCCAUCUGCAUCAUAACUCUGUGGACAAGCAGCUAUUACCAAAAAAAAAAAAAAAGGAGAAAAAGAGAGAGGACAGAUCACAAAUAUAGGCAAACACUUCUGUUCCUGUUCUGUAUUUGCCUUAACUUUCUCCUCAAUCUUCCCAACCAACCACCAAUCCAAUUUCUGCAACUCCUGGAACAAGCUCUCCGUUUUCAACACCAUCAAGUUUUAAAGCAUCAGUGACUUCUUGAACUAACUACAUCCCUCUCUGUAAACUUUGAUUAGCCAAUCUGGCUCCUUGUCAUGCUCACAAGUUACCUCCUGACAGCAGGGGCAUUUCUAAAAUAUACUCUGUAGUAAGAUAAUAGUAUGCAUUUCUAUAUGCCCUUGUUUGAUUUAAACUUAUUUUUAUGAUAUAAUCAUUGCUGAUAAGGUAACCUUUUAUUUUAUUCUUUUUUAAUGAGUGAGUUUUCUGUUAAGAAAAGUAUUGUGUCUAUGCUGAUUAAUCCUCUCCAAAGUGAUGUCCUCCAGUAAUCCCAAUACUUGGAGGCACACUGUGGGGAAAGCUGUGCUAGUUGGUUUAGUAGAUUAUUUGAAAUUAAUGAUAGGAAGGAUGUGAUUUCCAGGAUAGAAAACAGAUUUUUUUCUAUGUCUAAUUCUGUUCUUAUAUUCAACUCCUCCUUAGAAUGCUCACUGAUAUUGUGAUUUUUAUUAUUAUAAUGAACCUUUUUAUUUAGUGCAAAAGGGAAUGUGCAGUGUGUAACCUUGCUUUGAUUCUAUAUAUGCAUAUAUUUUGCCAUUCAGUGGACUUGCAUUUUAAUCUGUAGGGGAGUAGCAAAAUAAGUGACUUGAUUUGGAUAUCCAGGGGUUUAAGACAAAGCAACAGCUUGUACUAAUUUGAGGUGCUUUUAGACAGUUGCAUUGGGGACCUCAUGUUCUAUUAAGGUGAGUGGAAGCUAUAUCUUAGCUUUCCAUGGUUAAUUGUUGAUCUGGAUGAGAUCUUAGUAGCAGUAAUCACAAAUACAAAAUAGAGUGUAUCAGUACCUAAAAUGCUUGUUGGCAAGUAAUCUUCCAGUCAUACAUUUUAUUCCAUUUCUAUCCAAUCCAUGGCUCUCCUCAGAUGACUCUAGACAUUUGGCUUUGACAGCAUGUGAGGUCCGUUCUUCUGAAAGAUGCACAGAUGUUGGGAGUUUUAAUCAGUGAGUUCUAACAAUUGAAAGUUGUUAGUAUUUUAAUUGGGCAUGCAGCAAUAUUUUUCCCCCACAUUGACUUUGGUAUCUUCUCAACUCAAAUGCACAAAUCAGAUAAAAAUGAAUUUGUAACUACAGUUACAUUUUGAGUUCCUGAAGACAGUGUAUGAAAUAACUUACCCCUAGAAAGUGGUCUAACAACAGCUGCAAAAAAAUGUUUCCUUCACUCACAGCUUAUUAUGUUAGGGCUUGCCUUUGUCAACUAAGAUUAACUCACCUAUUUACCAAUUAAUAGUUAAAGGUUGCAAAUGACAUCAGAGCAAAUGCCAGAAAAAUACCAGAAAUGUUAAAGAUAGGUGAGCCUGGUCUGGGCAUAACCACUAAGGAAAUAAUUCUCUGUCUGUAAGAGGAGAAGCCAUAGACAAAUUUAAGAAUCAAUAGAGAAUAAAUCCUUUAUAAAGAAUGUCAACCAGCUGGUCUAAUAUAGGACAGAGAAGUGGAAAAGCCCUAAGAUGCAUAUGGCAAAACCCACAUGCCCCCCCCCAAAUUCCAGUAAUACUGCUUUUAUGUUUAUGAAAUCUGAUUCAAAUUAUCAGCUCUGGGAAAUGGAUAUUUUGUGUAUUUUAAAUACCCAGUUCAUGCUUCUCCAACUUGGCAUAUUUUAGUCUUUAGUUAUGCUGUUUGGAAAUGUAGGAAUCAUCUGGAGGAUGUCAGGUUAAAGAAACAAAUUUAUUCUCUUUAGGUGAAGCGGAGUGUUUGUUAAAACACUUUCAGAUGUUUUGAUAAAGAAUUGGCAUAUUUUAACUAUGUUAUAAGGUAAACUUGGUAUAGCAUCCAGUCCUUUUGGGUGGGUGGGGAUGAUUUUUUAAAAUCUAGCUACAAUAGUAGGCAGUGUGCAAUUUUAUAAAAUCUGAAAAAUAUCUAUGUAAAUAUUUUAUAUUUAGUUAACAAAAAAAAGUAGAAUAAGAUAGAGCAGCUGGAGUGGACUGCCUGAAAUCUGUUAGCUAUGAGCUAAAAUGUAUGAUAAUUGCUUUAUGUGAUGUGUGUGCUGUUGGGUUGUACCAUUUUAGACUGCAGCGGAAAUUAAAUGUUCAUAAGCUUCCCCAUAUUUUUGUACCCAAAAAUAUGUGAGAGCUUAUGCACAUCUUUGUACAUUGUCGCAUGCACACAUUCUACUUAAUUUCCUUGGUCACAGAUGGAUUGAGCCAACUAUAAUGGUUGGGCUAGCACAUCAUGCUAAGACAUAACCCAUGGUUCACAAAUAACCAUGGUUAUACCUAGGGGUCAUACUAAAACCAAAACAAAAUGAGAUGUAUUCCCCACUUUUGUAUAUCUGGAAGAGCUAUUGCAUUGAUAUUCAGUUUGCCAAAAACCAGCAAUCCAAAUUUCUGAGUCUAAAUUACUGUCUUUUAAAGAAGUAAUAACAAUGUUUGCACUUUUUUUUACAUUAAUAUGUAGGUUUCUUAAAACAAAUUUACAGUUCACUUCUUUCAUCCCUGUUCAUUUCUGUAACAUAUAAAUAACAUUCCUUCUUCUGAAAUGAUAUUACUAACCUCUUCUAAUGACCCUAAAGCUGUUUAAUCCUAUUGAAAAACUCAUGUAUAUAAAGCAAAGGUUCCUUUUAAUGUGGUGCUAAUAGUAAGUAAUCUAUAGAAGUGGUUUUUCCUUCUUCUCCUUCUCCAAACUGGUCCCAGGGCCCUCCUGAAUAGAAUGAGAGAUGAGGAGGAAGAACAGGGCUUAGGAGGUCACAGUAACUGAACAGAAAUCUCUCUCAUGAGCAGAAAUUUCACCUGUAUACCAUCCAGGAUUUGCAAGAACAAAGGUGAACAAGACAGAAGUUCAUUAGAUAACUAGUUCCUUGAACACAAAUGAAUUAAAUCAUAUUUUCAUUACGACAUUGUUAACAUUUAAUCACUGCUCCAGCCUCAAGUGGUACAAUUAAAUGAUGAAUUUAAUAAUCAUGUGGCUUAGCUCUGAAUACUAAUAUGUUGCAUUGCUCUCUUCUGUGAAUUUACCAAACAAUAUGAUCAGAAAAAGAUUGAGUUUUAGCUCAUUCCCCUGUGGAAAUUGACACAGAAUCCCUCUAUGAGGACGAUAACUUAUGUAUAUUUUCUCAUUGUUUCAUUACUAUCAUAUUGUAGAUUUUUUUCCCCUGUAACUAAACUAUGCUUGUAAAUGUUCCAUUGUGAAAUGGGAAAACUUAUUUAGCUUUUAGUUUUUUUAAAAAAAAAUCUGAUGUUUUGUAUGGGACAAACCAGAUUUGUUAUUCAAGCAUUAUUUAAUCAAGGCUUCAUGUAUUGAUUUAGAAGGGUCCACAAAGUUUGCUACAUAAUAUGUAAAACUCACAUUUUGUUUUCUUAAACUAGCAAUGUGAAUGUUAUAGUUAUAUAUAUUUUGUGGAAGAUGGAAAAUUUUAUUUCUUACUAGGUAUAAAUUAUUGUGCAUAACUAUAGUAUCACAAAAAAGUGAUACUUCUUUUUUUAAAAAAACCAGCAAAACCCUAGUUUUAGAAAUCUUAACCAAUGUAUUGUAUAUGCACCAGAAUUUUACAUUUGUUUUAUUUAAUUUUUAAAUGUAGUUGUGUAAUACAACAGUAAAUUUUUCAUUUUCCCUGCA